GUUUCGUUUUUUAAAUAAACAACUGCGGACGAGUUUAAUGGCGAAGUCGCUUACACUGUGUAACGAGUAAAAAAAAACAUCGCGUGAAUAACGUGUACGUAAAAAAAUUAUAAUAAUCAAAUCUUACUUUGCAUGCGUCGUAUACGUUGAUACGUGAGUGCAGUUUGCGUGUUCUAAAGGCGCAGCACUGCAAUUGCUCGGUGAGGUCGCACUGCUGCUGGUGGAAGGGCCUCUUAGUCUCAAGGGUAUUUUGGCCUACUCUUCCACGCUGGCCAGCCGCGUUUGCAAGAGGACACACAGGGCAUGAGUGAGACGGAGGGUCGGGGGAGAGGAGGUGGAGGCUGGCUGCGAGGUGGCCACAGAAGCUGGCGCGGUGCUUCAAGAGGGUCAGGAGGUAGCUGGCGUGGCCGCUACAACGGCCGGGGAGGCGGUGGUGGCAGCUGCUUCCGUGGUGGAUCCAAUGUGUCAUCUCCAAAGAUUCCCUCUUCGUGCCAAGCCAGGGUCCUUCAAACCACCCUGGAUGAUUUCUGCCCAUACCCAGGAUGGAAGCUCUACUUUCCUUCCGAAGUUUAUUGCAACUCCGGAGGAAUUGUCACCAAAGUGGAGGCCUUUGAGAAGUUUUUCAUUGCAAGACUUGAACUGUAUAAUAAGGAUGAGAUUGAAGAGAAAGGUAGCAUCCUGGUGGACUUCAAAGAACUGGUGGAGGACCACUGUCUGACUGUCGCUAUGCCUACGCUGACAGAUGACCUUGCUGAGACUCCUGACCGUGUGCUGCAGUACAUGGGGUUGGCCGUGCAUCAGACCCUUACGAAGGACUUGGAAAGUCAGGUGGUGCAGCUGCAGAAACAAGCCGACAUCCAGCAAGAAGAGGCGCCCACCGUGAACGUGCCUCUUAUAAACGUUCGAAUUUACAACUACGAGCCGCUGACCCAGUUGAAGAACUUGCGUGCCAACUGCUACGGGAGGCUGGUGGCGAUCCGCGGCACGGUGGUGCGUGUCGGCAACAUCAAACCGCUGUGCACUCGUCUCGCCUUCUCCUGCAAUGUGUGCGGAACCGAGCAAGCGCUGCCGCUCCCGUACGGGAAAUUCACGCUCCCGACCAAGUGCGCAGAUGAAGAUUGCCGCUCGAGAACAUUCAUGCCGAACAGACGCUCUCAGCUCACCGAGACUGUUGACUGGCAAAAUAUCAAGGUGCAGGAGCUGAUGCACGGGGAGCAGCGUGAGGCCGGCAGGAUCCCUCGCACGGUGGAGUGUGAGCUCACGCACGACCUCGUCGACAGCUGCGUCCCCGGGGACGUCAUCACCCUCACGGGCAUCGUAAAGGUCGCCAGCAGCGAUGAAGGACGCAACAAAAGCAACAAGGACAAGUGCAUGUUCCUGCUGUACAUCCAGGCGGUGGCGGUGAGCAACACCAAGGGCAGCGUAGUGACGGGGGCGGAAGAUACGGCACCUGGGGUGGCGCUGGAUUUCUCUCUCAAGGAGCUGUAUGCCGUGCAGGAGAUCCAAGCGCAGCCCGACCUCUUUCGUCUCCUUGUGCAUUCUAUUUGUCCGACCAUUUACGGCCACGAGCUGGUAAAAGCCGGGCUGGCCCUGGCCCUUUUUGGCGGCGUCCAACGCUACGUGACGGACAAGAACCGCAUCCCCGUGCGCGGAGACCCCCAUGUGCUCAUCGUGGGUGACCCAGGCCUCGGCAAGAGCCAAAUGCUGCAGGCGGUGUGCAACAUAGCGCCGCGGGGCGUGUACGUGUGCGGCAACACCACCACCACGGCCGGACUCACCGUCACGCUUUCCAAGGACGGUCCCUCAGGGGACUACGCGCUGGAAGCUGGUGCCCUGGUCCUGGGAGAUCAAGGCUUGUGCUGUAUCGACGAGUUUGACAAAAUGCCAAAUCAACACCAGGCACUGCUGGAGGCGAUGGAGCAACAGGGUAUCAGCUUGGCCAAGGCUGGCGUGGUUUGCAGCCUUCCGGCACGAACGUCCAUCGUGGCAGCUGCCAAUCCUGUCUGUGGGCACUACAACAAGUCCAAGACUGUCUCCGAGAACCUAAAGAUGGGCAGUGCCCUGCUGUCGCGCUUCGACCUCGUCUUCAUCCUGGUGGACACUCCGGACGAGGAGCGCGACCACGUGCUCUCGGAGCACGUCAUGGCCAUGCACGCCGGCAAGCGGCUGCUGGCGGGGGCCUCCGUGAGCCGUGCGGCUGUCCCUGGGCUGGAGCUCGCCGCCUCUCGUCUGACGAUGUCCUCGGUGACCUCUCUCUUUCCGAUCGACUUAAGGUUAAUUACGGGCGCUCGCCGCGUCGCCCUGCGCGCGUGCGCAGGCCGGCGCGGCGAGGCGCUGGACCCCGUGCCCCACUCGCUGCUGCGCAAGUACGUUGGCUACGCGCGGCGCUACGUGCGCCCACGCCUCUCGGCAGAGGCGGCGCAGACACUGCAGGACUUCUACUUGGAACUGCGGCGGCAGCACCACGGGGGAGAUGGCACGCCCAUCACCACGCGCCAGCUCGAGUCGCUCAUCCGUCUCACCGAGGUGACCCCACGUGCCUCCCUCCCACCGCCCGCCCCACCACCCUGCUUACAAACUAUGUCCCAAUAG
Messenger RNA from Lethenteron reissneri (Far Eastern brook lamprey), 2592 nucleotides. RefSeq names its product DNA helicase MCM8-like. NCBI's taxonomy places the organism in Eukaryota, Metazoa, Chordata, Hyperoartia, Petromyzontiformes, Petromyzontidae. Gene Ontology annotation, molecular function: ATP hydrolysis activity; single-stranded DNA helicase activity; single-stranded DNA binding. The record is from RefSeq and is a predicted model, not a curated record. Gene Ontology annotation, cellular component: MCM complex; nucleus. Gene Ontology annotation, biological process: double-strand break repair via homologous recombination.